ACUAAGCAAAAGCAAACAUGGCGGAGGAGGAGACGGCGGCAUCGGAGGAUAAACCUCUGCUCGUCAGGUCCUCGAGUGUCAGUCUCUUCACCGACUGCGUCCAGCAAGGAGUGCAGCAGUUGCUGCCGCUCAGGUUCGAUAAGAACAUUAAGCAGGCUUUUUAUAACACGGGCGCGUUGAUAUUUGUGGCCAUCUCUUGCGGUGCAGCCGUGCUGGUUUAUUUUAUCCUGGAGGCGUUUCUGCGGCCGCUACUCUGGGCCGUACUUUGUGGUACCUUCCUACAUCCCUUCAAGACCACUCUCACUAACCUGGUAAGGAAGUGGCUGGAUGGCCUGCAGGAUUCCCACACGCCUAUCGUCUUGGGCACCCUCAUGCUGCCUAUUUCCUUCGUCAACCAAGGGGUGGAAACGUUGGGCAAUCAAGUAUUGCUGAACCGCAAAAUACUGCUUAUGUUAGCCAUGGGUGCGCCUGUUUUCUCUCUCCUCUACUGCUUCAGCACCUGGGUCGGACUGCGAUUGCUGCUCACUGACACCGGCCGGUUAAUCUCCUUGGGGCUGGAGUAUUUUAGUACAUUGUGGGUCUGGACUCUUGUUGUUGGAUAUGUAUUGGCAGUUUCAUUUAAGUGGAAUACAAAAACAGAGCGUUUUCUUAAAACAAUCUCUGUUCCAGUUUGGACAGUGCUUCUCUUUUACCUAGCAUCAAUUGCUGGAGCUUGGCAAAUUCCAGUUUUUCUGGUGAUAGUCAUUCUGCUGGUAAUGGGAGCAUUUCAGGAAGGGACAGGGGAUGGCACUGGUUUGGAGCUGCUAGGUCAUAUGAUUCAAAUGGUUUUCAGCACUGUCAAUAUGGCAGCAUCAAUGAUAGGAUUCUCAAGUCACCAAGAGGAAAAUCCAGCAAAAGAAUUAUCAGGGUCUGCUGAAUCUAGAGACUUCAGUUCUUCGUCAUCUGCCACCUCCUCUGCCUCCUCAACCUUGUUUACUCCAAUCAGAGUACCAAGGCCUGGAAUUGUGUCAUUUGCCAAAAAGAAGAAAACAAGUGCGAUCUACUUUGUGAUGCUUGUUUGGGCUAUUGCUAUAGUGCAGAUCUGGCUGAAUCUUUGGAUAUUGGAGCUGCUUCCUGUUCCAGUAGCUGUUUGGGGACUUAAGAAAUUGGUCCUACGUUUUGGAUUAAUAAACUUUGCAGAGAGACACAUUAGUAAUUAUUGGAAGAUUCUAUCGGCCUUUGUUAAAGACAGACAAGAUGCUCUAGCUCCAGGACCCAUACGAGGACUUGGAAGAAUUGUUAUAAAAGCUGACAGUAAGAUUAUUUUUUGUCUGGAGAAAUCAUUGGAUAAGUUAAUCAGCGUUUUUAUCAUCUUUUUGUUGGUUAUGGGAACACUACUUCUGGCUCUGCUCCUAACUGCAAAGGUUCAUGAGGAAAGUGUUCACAUCAUCAAAGUCACCAGCAAUCUGAUAAAUGAGACCGUUGCUAACCAUCCGGAAUGGGCAAACUGGCUACCUGAGGCCCAGGUGAUACAGAAGGCACUAAAUUCUGCUGCUAACAAUGUCUACCAGUAUGGAAGAGAGUGGAUAACCCACAAGCUUCAUAAGAUGUUGGGAGACAAGGUGAACAAUACAACAGUUAUAGAGAAGCAAGUUCUGGAGCUCUGGGAUAGGUUAUAUCAAAAUUGGUUUGUAAAGAACGUAACUCAUUCUGGAAGACAUAAGGGGCACAAAUACACUAUCAGUCGGCAGAAUAGUUGGCUUGGAGAUAUAUUAGACUGGCAAGAUGUUGUCUCCUUUAUUCAUGAGAACAUUGAGACAUUUCUUUCCAUACUGGAGUCUUUGUGGAUUGUGAUGAGCCGAAAUGUGAGUUUGCUGUUCACAACUGCCACCACCUUACUGACCGUGUUGUUUCACAGUGGUACCGCGCUCCUCAACUUCGCCCUUUCCUUGGUCAUUUUCUUGACCACACUGUUCUAUCUCUUAAGUUCAAAUGAUGAAUGCUACAAACCAGUGAAGUGGGUGAUUGGUCUGACACCACUUUCCCAGCCAGGCCCUUCUUCCAACAUCGUGGGGCAAUCUGUUGAAGAAGCUAUACGCGGUGUGUUUGAUGCUUCCCUCAAGAUGGCCGCUUUCUACGGGCUUUACACCUGGUUGACUCAUACUGUAUUUGGAAUCAAUAUCGUCUUCAUCCCAUCAGCACUAGCAGCUACUCUUGGAGCAGUCCCAUUUCUAGGAACUUAUUGGGCUGCAAUGCCUGCAGUGAUAGACCUCUGGUUGACACAAGGAGAGAACUUUAUGGCCAUCCUCCUUCUAGUUUGCCAUUUGCUACCAACCUAUUUUGUGGAUACAGCUAUUUAUUCUGAUAUUUCUGGGGGUGGUCACCCAUAUCUCACUGGUUUGGCAGUAGCAGGCGGAGCUUACUACCUUGGCCUAGAAGGUGCGAUCAUUGGCCCUAUACUGUUGUGCAUCCUAGUAGUUGCCUCCAACAUAUACAGUGCUAUGUUGAUGAGUCCAUCAACUGCCUUACCGACUCCUUCCCAGACUCCUUGGCCAUUGCAAAUACAUCGGCCUUUUGGGGAUAGUGCUGAGGAAGUAAAGCCUUCUACUGAGUGACCAUGUGUUUCCUUUUAUUACUGAGACGAGUGUUGGCUCUUCUAUCUGUCGCUUUCCUGCACUGUUCAGAGUUAUGGCCUUCCUGGACAUCCAAAGAUGAAUAUUGUAUUAGCUGCAAUUAGCAGGAAGAUGUCAUUCACACCAGAUGGGCAUAAGGAAUCUGCUUCACAAUAUUUUGCACAUAACUAUCAAGAAUACAAUCCAGAGUUUAUCUUUGUAACUCCUGAACCUUAGUUUUCAUACGAUCUCCAGUUAUUAUAGUUCUUUAGCUGUGUUUGAUAUGAAGAAAGGUUGAAAUGCUGUUUUAAUUUAAUUUUAUUCUUAUGUUCUAAGUGCUUGCUGAAGUAUUGAAAACAUUUUGUAUUGGUUUGUUUACUUUCAGUUCUGUAAAUGUCCAUAACGCCUUGAUAUCUGGGCAGAUGGCCUGAUUAAGCCUUAAAAUUACUCAGCUGACGUAGUCUUUAUAUCCUUCCGCUCAAAAAUCAAAACAACAUUUUUGUGAUUAAAAGUACACAAAUAAUACAGUUAAGUUACUAAAUCUUUCUCUAUUUUGAUGUUCCUGAAUUAUUUCCCUCUUUAAUAGUCACUCCUUGAUUCCUGUUGCUUGAAGUUAUGCAGUGCUUCAGUUUAAUCUACAAUAAUGAUAUUUGAAAUUAUUGUACUGUAAGUAAAAGUUUUACCAGAGAUACUUGGGAUAUAGGACAGUACAGUAGGAUUUCAUGGUAUUUUUGCCACCCAUUCAAAAUGCCCUUAAUUCCCAUAGAGUGUACACUAAAGUUUUUUUGUUGAAUACUUAGUACCACAAUUCCAGUGUUCUGGGUACAAUCCUGACUUCCCGCAUUGUCUGUGUGAAACUGACACAUUCUCCUUGUAACCACGAGGGUUUCUUCCAAGUUUUCUCCUGCAUCACAAAUAUGUGCAGAUUAAUUUGUCAUAAUAACUUGCCCCUUUGUGUAAGUGAAUGUUAUAAUCCAGGGAGAAUAAAUAAAUGAGUGUUCGAUAGUUGGUGAGCAGAUGGUCCUAUUUCUAUAUGGUAUGCCUCUGUAUCUCCUAAAUUGACAAUAGAGGGGAGAAAGAACAGAUUAAAUUUGUGCAACCUCUUACCCAUUUCAGGCAUUUUAAAGAGCACAUGUGGAAAGGGUUUUUCUUCACUUUCUCUCCAUAGCAAGCUUACUGAUAGUAAUUCCAUGCCAAAUGUGUAUCACAAUGAAAUCUCUAACCUAGGCACAUGACAGUGUCCUUGGAAGUUACAUUUACGACUUAAAAGGUGGUGCUGCUAUAUAUUGGAUUGAUUUCAAAUGUUUUUCUUGCAAAUGCUUUAAUGUAUUUUAGGCCACUUUUUAAGUUUGGAUUCACAUUGCCUUGAAUUUGGUAUGGAGCCCACAAGUACAUUCUGGUCAACUCAAUGGGGUGAUAAUAAGUGUGAUUCUUGUAUGUUUCAAUCAUAAUUAAGCACUGACUUACAGUUUAUUUUCAAAGAACUGACAAAUUUUAAGACUAUUGAAUGGAAGGCUGGGAGGAGUUAGACUGAAAUACCAUUUUUUUUUAUAAAUGUUGAAAGAUGAAUAUAUUAAUUUCACAAAAGAAUGUAGACCAAUGCCAAUUUAUUCUCGUCUAUAAAGUUGUAAAAGUAGCAAAAUGAUUUAAUAAGCAGACUAUUCUAUGAUUUAAUUUAGUAAAUGUUAACUUCUGAGGGGAUUUAACAGUCACAAAUUGAUUUGAGGAUUUUAUUCAGAGAUGUAGAGCUAUAUUAUGAAAGGAGAAAAUUAUAUUAAUAUUUUAAAUUUGUUACUCAUCUAUUAUUUUCUGUUUCUAGUCAGACAAUAACUAUAAAGACAUAAAAUCUGUAAACACAUUAUAAUUUGGGGCACUUCUAAUGUAGUUGAAUGCAUUAUUAGGAUUCAGAUGGAAGAACUCAUUUACACUGGCUGUGUUUUUUUUAUUAGCAGACGAUUCCAAUUGGUAAUUUACAAUUUGUAUGGUACACAAUCUGAAAGUUUUGUGUAAAUGUUUGAAUGGUUCAGUUUACAUCAAUUAGUUUAAGUGUCAGGGGUUCCCAGCCUGGGGUCCACGGACCCCUCAGUUAAUGUUAUGGGUCCAUGGCAUUGAAAAAAGGUUGAGAACUCCUGUUAUAGAUGUUCCCUUCUGACUGUAUUAGCAGUGGAUCCUGGCUGAGGAAUUCCAUGUGUGUGAUACUGAUACUGAUACUUAAUUUUGCUUGGUUCAUAUGUAUCAGUAUAUUUGUUAUAAACUUUUUAGGUCAUGAAUUUAUCAUGGUUUCUCCAAAUUAUUUUAAUUGUUUGAUACAUUAUCAUACAAAAAAUAAGAAAUUGUGCUGUUCAGUUAUCUUAUUUGCAAGAGAUUUGAGCUAGCUAAUUGUAACCUGUCUAAACUGAAUGGAUUCAAAAAUAAAGUAUAAAUGAAAUUUU
Messenger RNA from Hypanus sabinus (Atlantic stingray), 5023 nucleotides. RefSeq names its product transmembrane protein 245 (gene tmem245). NCBI's taxonomy places the organism in Eukaryota, Metazoa, Chordata, Chondrichthyes, Myliobatiformes, Dasyatidae. The record is from RefSeq and is a predicted model, not a curated record. The transcript is spliced from 17 exons. The coding region runs from base 18 to 2594 and encodes 858 amino acids.